AUGGGAAAUGAGAAUGGCCGGUGGAAGGUGAAGAUCAAUCAGAAGCUCGGUGAGAUGGAGUUUGGUGAAGCAUAUUGCAAGGGAAGUGAGAUUUUAGACUCGGUGUUUCGAUUGGGUUUGAAUUUAGGGGAUAAGAAGAGGUUUCACCGAUUAAAGGUUAUAAAAAAUAGCGAAAGAGUACUUGGUGACACUUCUAAUGCAAAGUGCAACCUAAUGGAAUUCUUAGAUGAUGGACCUAGAUUUGCGGUUCAAUCUGCCACUGACGUAAAGGGAAGGGCAAAGGUCGACGAGCAUGAUGAUCAAAUGAAGAAUAAUUUCGAUACAGAUUAG
Messenger RNA from Striga asiatica, 330 nucleotides. NCBI's taxonomy places the organism in Eukaryota, Viridiplantae, Streptophyta, Magnoliopsida, Lamiales, Orobanchaceae. The record is from the annotation of a GenBank genome assembly.